GGCUGAUAACCCGAGAAGGUCGGGCGCAUGCGCAGUGGUCGGAUUUUUUUUUUUUUUUUUUUUUUCCUCCCCAGGCCACCCGGAGUGAAGCAGCCGGGUUGGGCGUUAAACAGGCCGCAGCUAGGGUGGAUGGAGAGGGGGCAUUCGCUCCUCUGGGACUGUUCUUGCCUCGUUUUUUUUUUUCUGAUGUGGCUUGGUCCGGAUGCGGAGUCCCAGCAGCCAGCUUGAGCUUACUCUUUUGUGAAAGGGGAAGGUAUCCCCUGUGGGAAGCGGUUAAACUUGUGGAGGGGGUGCUAGACUGGAGUUCUCCUCCAUGCCAGGGGAAUGGUGCGGCCUUGAAGUGGUCCAGGAGCCGGCUGGAGGUGUCUGAGGGAGGCCCCGGAGGGGGCGGGGAGGUGGCCCGCAGAACGCGGGUUCUGUAAAGGGACGUCGGGAAGAUUCAGUUCCAAGAAGAGGAAGAGCCGGAUUGAAAGAGGCAGGCCGUUGAGGGGGAGGGGGCUGCCAAGAUGGCGUCGGCCUCCUCCGGGCUGUCGUCGGCGGUCGGUUUUUCAUCCUUUGAUCCCGGGGUACCUUCCUGUACCUCGUCCUCAGGUUUCAACUUUCUGUGCUGUGGGGUCAGCUGUAAGAGAGAAGCAUCUGGAAUCAAGAGACCCACAGCAUCUGAGGUGCCUUAUACCUCUGGCAUGCCCAUCAAGAAAAUAGGCCAUCGAGGUGUUGAUUCCUCAGGAGAGACAACAUAUAAAAAGACAACCUCAUCAGCCUUGAAAGGUGCCAUCCAGUUAGGCAUUACUCACACUGUGGGGAGCCUGAGUACUAAACCGGAGCGAGAUGUCCUCAUGCAAGAUUUCUACGUGGUGGAGAGUAUCUUCUUCCCCAGUGAAGGAAGCAACCUGACCCCUGCUCAUCACUACAAUGACUUUCGUUUCAAGACCUAUGCACCUGUUGCCUUCCGCUACUUUCGGGAGCUAUUUGGUAUCCGACCUGAUGAUUACCUGUACUCCCUCUGUAGUGAGCCGCUGAUUGAACUCUGUAGCUCUGGAGCUAGUGGUUCCCUGUUCUAUGUGUCCAGCGAUGAUGAAUUCAUUAUUAAGACAGUUCAACAUAAAGAGGCGGAGUUUCUGCAGAAGCUGCUUCCAGGAUACUACAUGAACCUCAACCAGAACCCUCGGACUUUGCUGCCUAAAUUCUAUGGACUGUACUGUGUGCAGGCAGGUGGCAAGAACAUUCGGAUUGUGGUGAUGAAUAAUCUUUUACCAAGAUCAGUCAAAAUGCAUAUCAAAUAUGACCUCAAAGGCUCAACCUACAAACGGCGGGCUUCCCAGAAAGAGCGAGAGAAGCCUCUUCCCACAUUUAAAGACCUAGACUUCUUACAAGACAUCCCUGAUGGUCUUUUUUUGGAUGCUGACAUGUACAAUGCCCUAUGUAAGACCCUGCAGCGUGACUGUUUGGUGCUGCAGAGCUUCAAGAUAAUGGACUAUAGCCUCUUGAUGUCAAUCCACAAUAUAGAUCAUGCACAACGAGAGCCCUUAAGCAGUGAAACACAAUACUCAGUUGACACUCGAAGACCGGCCCCUCAAAAGGCUCUGUAUUCUACAGCCAUGGAAUCCAUCCAGGGAGAGGCUCGACGGGGCGGCACUAUGGAGACCGAUGACCAUAUGGGUGGCAUCCCUGCCCGGAAUAGUAAAGGGGAAAGGCUUCUGCUUUAUAUUGGCAUCAUUGACAUUCUACAGUCUUACAGGUUUGUUAAGAAGUUGGAGCACUCUUGGAAAGCCCUGGUACAUGACGGGGACACUGUCUCAGUGCAUCGCCCAGGUUUCUACGCUGAACGAUUCCAGCGUUUCAUGUGCAACACAGUAUUUAAGAAGAUCCCCUUGAAGCCUUCUCCUUCCAAAAAGUUCCGGUCUGGUUCAUCUUUCUCUCGGCGAGCAGGCUCCAGUGGCAACUCCUGCAUUACUUACCAGCCAUCAGUCUCUGGGGAACACAAGGAACAAGUGACAACAAAGGCGGAAGUGGAGCCAGGAGUUCAUCUUGGCCGUCCUGAUGUUUUACCUCAGACUCCACCUUUGGAGGAAAUCAAUGAGGGCUCACCUAUUCCUGACCCCAGUUUCUCACCUGUAGUUGGAGAGACUUUGCAAAUGCGAACUACAAGUACAACCUUGGAAAAGCUUGAGAUUGCAGAGUCAGAGUUCACCCAUUAAGUGCAAAGCCUCAGAAGACCUGGAACGAGAUUCUGUCAUCUCUGUGAUCCCAAGAUGUCAGCCUUUGCCCCAACAAUGUUGAAUUUUCUUCUACUUGGUCAUCAAAAAAUGAGUGUAAUAGAAGUGAGGGGAGCUCUCCAUUUUCUUCCUGAAGAAGAACCUCCUCUCCUUCCCCUUCCUCAUGAAUGGGCAUUGGUGCCUCAGGCAGUUGAGGACCGCAGCAUCCCCUCCACUCCAGAGUUGGGUAGCACGGAUUUUCAACUGGCUAACCUUGGCUUCCACAAUUGAAUUUUUUUCAGACCCCUAUUCUUCAUGCUGGAAAUGGGAUUGCUAGACAUGGCAGUUUUCUUUCCUCUCUUCUUUCACUAGGAACUGGACUCUUUAAUUUCCUCAGGACAGACUAGCUAGCACAUUAUCCCUGCCUUCGUUCUUUCUCUCUGAUCCCUGGAAGAAGACUCCUGUAAUCUCUGUAAAAGUUUUUGGGGGAUAAGGGUAUUUAAACCACCUCCCAACUUUUUUUUUUUUUUUCCCUGAAAAAAGGAAAAAGCGCACAGCACACAAUUUUAAGCCAGUUUCAGAUCAAAACUCCAGAAGUGUUGACGAGAUGCCUAUUCUUAGGGUUCCCUCAGAAGAGCCAUGGUAUUUGUGAAGAGUAGUGAUUGCUCUGCCAGAAGCAGCUCCUCUAAACUCGUCCUCUCUUGAUGAAUUUCUUAAGGCUGAAGAAAUGGAGAGAGAGGGACGUGGGGUAUUCUUUACCCCUUUUGUUAAAACAUGAGGCAGCCAUGGGCUGGGAGAUCAUAGCCCUUUCUAGGCAGAAUCCUAUUCACUGCCCGACUAUAAUGAUUAUUACUAUUUUGCAAAUUGGAGUAUAUUCUGGUUGUUUUUUUAAAUAUAAAGACUUACCAAAUGAAUUUUAGAUCAUUCUCCAGAGGAGAUUUUUUUUUGCUCUUCCCAUCUUUUCCAACAGUGUUCUCCUAUUUGUGGAGCUAAGUUGAAGAGGGGACACCUCUGUCUGUUUAACAGGCAGUCCAUAUCUACGAGGCCAGCAAAUAUUUUCUUAAACUUAUGGGAAGACAGCAGAUUCUUGCCUCGGUGAGGUCACUGCUGUGCCGUAUGUCCUACCCCCCUGUCUUCAUGCAGGGAAGUUGGAAAAGGUGGCUACAUAUGCCCUCUCCUCCCCAUCUACAAGUGUUACGAUUUUUCAUCUGAUCCUUCUAUUCUUAUCAGGGGAAGAAGGGGGCCUGGUAUCUCAGGCAGCUUGUUGAAUUGCUGUUCUAUCCCACCCUGCCCUGAUAGUAGGUUAGUUCAUACCCCAAAUAACUGUCUAUAUUAGACACCCCCAGCCAGUUUCUGGCUGCCUGUCUUUGCUGCCAUGUUCUUUUUUACAAGAAGGAAAGAAACAGUUCUUGCUAUUUUUUUUUUCAUAAUUUACUAUUUAUGAUGUAUUUAAGUGUUUUAUUAUGGGCAGAGUUCUGUAAGGGGUGGGAGGGAAUAUUUGAGGGAGGGCUGGGUGGGUCUUACGGAAAGGAAUGGGGAGUCAACAUUUUUAUGAAGUGUCACUAUUUGCCUCUACUUUGUAUUGUUCAGAAAUGGCAAAUGCAGUAUAAAAGUGAUAUAUGGUUUUAAUGUAAUAAACUUUAAUCAGUUAUUUAAA
Messenger RNA from Sapajus apella (tufted capuchin), 3852 nucleotides. It is a transcript of the gene PIP5K1A, whose product is annotated as phosphatidylinositol-4-phosphate 5-kinase type 1 alpha. Gene Ontology annotation, molecular function: phosphatidylinositol kinase activity. Bases 507 to 2198 code for a protein of 563 amino acids. The record is from RefSeq and is a predicted model, not a curated record. The transcript has 16 exons. NCBI's taxonomy places the organism in Eukaryota, Metazoa, Chordata, Mammalia, Primates, Cebidae. Gene Ontology annotation, biological process: phosphatidylinositol metabolic process.